CCGUCAUGCGCCUCGCCGCCGCGCUGCACGAGGCCGACAAGCGACACCGCGAAACUAAUGACACACAACGCAAAAAGGGCGAAGGCGCGGUGUCGGUGGCGGGCGUGGGCGCGGUGGACCGCGCGGAGAUCGCGGCGCAGAUGGCGGCCGCGCUGGUGGCGGAGGGCCGCACCGACGUCUCGCCGCAGGAGCUGGAGCAGCUCAUCGACGCCGUGGUCGGAAUGGCUGAAGCGAAGAAACGAGAAAGCGAAGCGAAGAAAAAAAAUCAAUUAACAAGGAACAGCACAGCGAGUGGUUCCCGCGCCACCAGCGCCCUGCAGAUGCUGCAGUCUGCAUACGAUGACCCCAACGCCCCGCCGUUUAAAGACGACGCAUCGGAUGCAAUGGACGGCCUGUCGGACUCUGACCUGGAAACGCUGCUGAAGAACUUCAACGAGCUGUCUGCGGAGGAGCAGCACAGCCUCAUCGCCUACCUCAAGAAGCUGGAGGUGCGCGCGCCGCAGCGAGUGGAGAAGCUGCGCCGCUUCGUGGGCGCGGCAGCUGCGGGCGCGCCCUCCGCCGUAUACGAACUUGACGCGCCCUUCGCCCCCGCCGCGGCCUCCGCGCCCACAGACGACAACCUCGUCACCAUACACAGCGAUGAUGAUGACUAUACUGUAGAAGAAGUAUUUAAAUCGGCAACGCAAAAAGUCAAAGAGAAUCAAAUCCAACAGGAAAUGGAGAUUGUGAAAAAGUCUUUGGAAGAAUCGAAAACAGUAGAGGAGCCAGCCACGACUUCGGUCACCGUCACCAACACAUUGGGCAUAUCCUCCGCUGCUGACCUGCUUGCCUUAGUGCACGCCUCCAUACAGUCCAGUGCACUGGCCAAGACAGCUGAAGUCAGCCACACCGCUGAAGUCUCCACUAACAACCAACCCAGGUCCUUCGGAGACAUGCCUGAAUCAUCUGCUACAGUGGAACCAAUCAAACAGCUCUCAUCUCUUCCAUCGCAUGUAGCUUCAGAUUUUCAACAUCAGCAAUCUCCUAGCUAUCAAGGAAGAACCAACUCCCCUCACAGCCAAAAGAGCUUUGGAACUAAUGACUCCAAUGAAAAUUACAAUGAUAACAUGCAAGGUCAAAAUAAUCAAUCAUUGAUGGAUAUGCAGUCAGGAGUUACCAACACGCAGAAUAUGAUGCAGAAUCGGACUUACGCGGGAGAUAUGCAGCCGACGACCGACAGUAGACAGUUCUCAACAAACGAUAAUUAUCAGUCGCCGCAGUCGCCUUUCAUGAGUGACAGGCAACCCGUUCAAGGGAAUAGACCGCAAUUAAUGAGUGACAGAAAGACUUUCCAAGGAGGCCAGUCUUUAUUGGGAGAGUAUAGACAGACUCCGAUGGAAGAAGAUAGACAGCAAACAAUGGCCAAUGUUAGAUCACAAAUGGUAGACAAUAGACAACAAUCAUUUGCAGAUAAUAGGCAAACGUUAAUGAACGAUAACAGACAAGAUGAUGGCAGACAGUUUUCAAUGGAUAAUAGACAGGUCUUGCAGGCAGGGAAUCGCCCGCAAAUACAAUCUUUACUAGGAGUCAACAGACCGGCUCCGUUUGGAGAUAAUCAAACUCUGGUGGAUAACAGACAGUCCGCAAUGUCUGAUAACAGAUGGCCCGCGCAAACAGAUAAUGUGCAGAAUGAACAGAUGCAAAUUGGAUACGAUAAUUUUAACCAAAACCGGCCGUAUAAUAAAAGAGGCCGAGGCAAUUUUAAAAACAACUACAAUACACAAGACACGAAUCAACAGCAUUACAAUAACUAUCAGAAAAAUUCGAAUACAAACUUCAGAGGACGUAGUCGUGGCUUCCAAGGCGGGGGGAGGGGACGCGGCUUCCAGGGUGGGGGACGGGGACGCGGCAGAGGAGGGAUGUAAUAGUAUUCUUAAUAA
Molecule: messenger RNA, 1919 nt
Organism: Papilio polytes (common Mormon)
Lineage: Eukaryota; Metazoa; Arthropoda; Insecta; Lepidoptera; Papilionidae
Product: homeobox protein 12-like
Exons: 5
Coding region: 6-1904 (632 amino acids)
Source: RefSeq, a predicted model, not a curated record